This is a messenger RNA of Budorcas taxicolor (takin), 4138 nucleotides long. RefSeq names its product zinc finger protein 451 (gene ZNF451). The transcript has 15 exons. Bases 96 to 3212 code for a protein of 1038 amino acids. Gene Ontology annotation, biological process: regulation of transcription by RNA polymerase II. Gene Ontology annotation, cellular component: nucleus. Gene Ontology annotation, molecular function: DNA-binding transcription factor activity, RNA polymerase II-specific; sequence-specific DNA binding. Lineage: Eukaryota; Metazoa; Chordata; Mammalia; Artiodactyla; Bovidae. The record is from RefSeq and is a predicted model, not a curated record.
GCGGGUCACGGCGGCGCGGGGCUGACGGCCGGCCAGGCGGGGGAGGCGGCCGCGGAGACCGCAGCGUGGGUGCCGGGAGGCGGGCGGUCGCGGAGAUGGGAGACCCAGGGUCUGAGAUAAUAGAAUGUAUCCCUCCAGCUGGGCCUGAGGCGUCCGAAUCAACCGUGGAGGAAAACGAAGAUGACAUCCAGUUUGUGAGUGAAGGACCGUUGAGACCUGUUCUAGAAUACAUUGACCUGGUCAGCAGUGAUGAUGAUGAGCCCAGCACCUCUCAACGUGAGGAUAAGCAUAAAGACCAUAUUGACCAUCAGAAGGAUAAAGUCGCCUUGACUCUGGCACGCCUAGCCCGCCAUGUUGAAGUGGAGAAACAGCAGAAAGAAGAAAAGAAUAGGGCAUUCAGGGAAAAAAUCGAUUUUCAGCAUGCUCAUGGGUUACAAGAAUUGGAAUUUAUUCGAGGACAUUCUGAUACAGAAGCAGCCAGACUGUGUGUGGACCAGUGGUUAAAAAUGCCAGGACUCAAAACAGGCACAAUUAAUUCUGGAACAAAAGGUUCAUUCCGAAGAGGAAGCCAGAUUCGAGCAUCUGGGAAACCAAUUUCAUGUCCCAUAAUGCACUGUAACAAGGAAUUUGAUAACGGGCACCUUCUCUUAGGACAUUUGAAAAGGUUCGACCACUCUCCGUGUGAUCCAACAAUUACACUGCAUGGACCUUUCGUCAGCUCCUUUGCUUGUGUAGUAUGUUAUAAAAAUUUUGUUACUCAGCAACAGUAUAGGGAUCACCUUUUUGCUAAGGAAGCUGCAGAUGAUGGACAUAAAAACAACCUUCUUCCUCAGAUUAUUCAGUGUUUUGCGUGUCCAAAUUGCUUCCUCCUUUUUAGCAGCAAGGAUGAGUGUUUGAAGCACAUGUCUGGAAAGAAUCAUUUCCAUCAGAGUUUUAAACUGGGUGAUGACAAGGCAGUGGCACAGCCAAUAUCAUUUCCAUCUUUUGCAAAGAAACUUUUGAUCUCUCUGUGCAAAGAUGUUCCAUUUCAAGUUAAGUGUGUGGCCUGCCACCAGACCCUACGUUCCCACAUGGAGCUUACUGCCCAUUUCAGAGUUCGUUGUCGAAAUGCUGGUCCUGUAGCUCUAGCUGAGAAGAGCAUUGCUCAGGUGGCAGAGAAAUUCCUCCUGAGAGGUUACUGUCUACAUUGCAACCAUGUCUUUGUGGAUGAAACCAGUACCUGGAAUCACAAGCAGAAUUCAGGACACAAAGUCCGACUCAUUAACUCAAUGGAAGAAUCAAUCUUACUUUAUUGCCACAGCAGUGAAGGGAACAAACCUCCUUCUGACUUGGACCUGUUGCAAGAUGAGUCAAAAUUUUCAUCACUGAAAAGAAAUAUGUCCUCUCAAGAAUCUAGCUCACAGGAUUGUAGCACUGUUCCAAAAAAGAAGAUGAAUUUAGGAGUUAAAAGCCUUGGGGGUGUGGUUUGUUUUCAGAAGGAAAAGUCACUUGUUAAAACCUGGUUUUGUGAAUGCCAUCAACGCUUCCCCAGUGAAGAUGCAGUAGAAAAGCAUGUUUUCUCAGCAAACACAAUGUGUUACAAGUGUGUGGUCUGUGGGAAGGUGUGUGAAGAUUUGGGAGUCAUCCGUUUACACAUGAGCCGCAUUCAUGGAGGGGCACAUUUAAAUAACUUUCUUUUCUGGUGUCGGACAUGCAAAAAGGAGUUGAGGAGGAAAGAGGCUAUAAUGGCCCAUGUGACUGAGUUUCACAGCGGACACAGGUAUUUUUAUGAGACGAGUGAGGUGGCAGGUGACACUUUGCCAUCAUCCUCUACAGCGCUGGUGAGUGAUCUGACUGCUGAGAAUCCUUCAGCUAUUACUAUUGUUGAUCACUCCCCAGCCAACAGUCCUCUGAGGGGUAAAUGGCAAUGCCGAAUUUGUGAAGAUAUGUUUGACUCCCAAGAAUGCGUAAAGCAACACUGCAUGUCUUUAACAAGUCACCAGUUUCACAGGUACAGCUGCACCCGUUGCAAAAAGACUUUUCACAAGAUGGAAACACUGCAACGACAUUGCCAGGAUGAGCACGACAGUGAGGUGAAGAUGAAGUACUUCUGCGGGCUUUGCGAUCUGAGUUUUAAAGUGGAAGAUGCAUUUUUGACUCAUUAUAAGGAGCACCACAGUACAGACUAUGUAUUUGUGUCAGAAAAAAGGGAACCUUCCAUUAAAACGGAGAGUGAUUUUCCCGUAGUAGAGACGGGUAAUCUGCUGACCUGUGGCUGCCGCGAGAGCUACCUCUGCAAAGUCAACAGGCGGGAGGACCACGGCCGCUGUCUGCAGACCCUGCUGGGCCAGGGCCGCCUGUGGUUCCGCUGCGGCAUUUGCUCAGCCACAACUCAGAGCCUCGGUGACCUGCACACGCACGUGCGCCAGGCGCACGCGGACCUGGAGGCCCCGCCGCGGGGCCUCAUCAAGUGCGGCACGUGCACCAAGGCCUUCCAGGACCCCGAGAGCGCGCAGCAGCACUUCCACAGGAAGCACUGCUCGCUGCGGGGGCCGGUGGGAGCCCGCCUUUCGGCAGAGCCCAAGAGCCCACCACCCGCCCGGGCAGAGAGAAAGCCCAGACAGACCGCAGGCGGGCUGCAGACUGCAGAACCGGAGAGAGCCACAGAGACGGAGCUCAGCGGCCAGAGCGCAGAUGAAGAGCUUGUUGAGCUCCCAGACUUGGAUUACCUGCGAACUAUGACUCACAUAGUCUUUGUUGACUUCGAUAACUGGUCCAACUUUUUUGGUCACCUACCAGGGCAUCUUAACCAAGGAACAUUUAUUUGGGGCUUUCAAGGGGGAAACACCAACUGGAAGCCCCCGGCCCACUGUAAGGUCUACAACUACCUGAACCGCAUCGGCUGCUUCUUCCUGCAUCCUCGCUGCAGCAAGAGAAAAGAUGCUGCCGACUUUGCCAUAUGUAUGCAUGCUGGCCGUCUAGAUGAACAGCUGCCCAAGCAGAUUCCUUUCACCAUCCUCUCAGGAGAUCAAGGUUUUCUGGAGCUAGAGAAUCAGUUUAAGAAGACUCAGAGGCCAGCACAUAUACUCAACCCUCACCACUUAGAGGGAGAUAUGAUGUGUGCCUUGUUAAAUAGCAUAUCUGACACCACCAAAGAAUGUGACAGUGAUGAUAACCUGGGUAUAAAAAGUGCUUCAGUGGGAGAAGAAUUCAGAUCCGCAGAAGGUAGUUAACUUGCUGGACUCGGACACCAAACUCUCUCUCCGCCACAAGCAGCAGUCACUUGCUUCUUUUAGCUUUCUGACUGCUGUUGCUCACCGAGAAUCUUGGUUCCUCUCUCGUGUAUGCAGAGUUCAGAAGUCAGCCAAGGAUUUGUAGAUUCGGAGGAUCCUUUUCUGUUGCUUUCUCAUUUCUGCUGGGAUCUCUUUCUGCUGUUCCUACCCUCCUGCCGCCAGCUCCCCUUCGCACCCUCUGUUAUCUAUCUGACUCAGUUUGCAUCUAGUUUCACAGGGAUGUAGGCAAAUGAGAAACAAAGUGUAAAGCUGCAUAUUUAGCCCUGUGUAAUUCAUUUAUUUCAAUAAUUAACUUCUGUCCUGUUUCUGCCUGAUUUUUGUUGUUCCUUAGUGCCUUAAAAUAGUUUAUAAUUGUUAUCUAGGAGAGAACUAAUCCAGUAUAAGCUGCUGCUGCUGCUAAGUCGCUUCAGUCGUGUCCGACUCUGUGCAACCCCAUAGACGGCAGCCCACCAGGCUCCCCCAUCCCUGGGAUUCUCCAGGCAAGAACACUGGAGUGGGUUGCCAUUUCCUCUCCAGUGCAUGAAAGUGAAAAGUGAAAGUGAAGUCGCUCAGUCGUGUCCCACUCUUAGCGACCCCAUAGAUGGCAGCCAACCAGGCUCCUCCGUCCAUGGGAUUUUCCAGGCAAGAGUACUGGAGUGGGGUGCCAUUGCCUUCUCCCCAAUAUAAGCUACUCUAUUGUUACUGGAAGUGGAACCAUUUAGUUGCUUUCGUUUUUAUCCAUUUUAGCUGGCAAGUUUAAUUCCCGUAAGUUCACUGUAGAUAUUGUUUUUGUGUUUAUUUCUGCUAUUUCACUCUUAGCUUCCUCUUUUUGUUUUUUCAAGUUGGUGUGUAUGCUGUGUAUUUGUUUCUGUUCUUUCUGUGGUUAC